ACUAUGUCAGACACCCUCCCGUCCCGUUACGACAAGCAUGCACCGCGUUUCGAUCCGGAACAGCCGCGGACUUUACUCCGCUAUUUCGAGGACAUCACAGACCUCUUUGCGGCCCAUCCGAACGCGGUGGCUAGCGAGGCAGCAAAAAAGGCAGUGGUGGUAAAAUACGUCCCCAUGUACAAGGAGGAGCUCUGGAAAGGCGUCCCCGAAUUUGCAGACGACUCCAAGAGCUUCGAGGAAUUUAAGGCGGCGAUUUUGGCACUAUACCCAGCCGUCAAAGAGGACCAACGGUACAGCGUUGGAGAUAUGGACCGGAUAGUAGGCGAAAGGCAAAGAGUGGGGAUUCAUAAUUUGGCGGACCUGGCAGCAUUUUAUCGCGACUUUUUGCUCGUCACUCGGUACCUUCGGAAGAACGACAUUAUCUCGGUUCGCGAGCAGGGACGAGCGUUCCAGCGGGGAUUUCAACCGGACCUAUGGGCGAAGAUAUUUGGGCGUCUCCAGAUCAAGGACGUAGACCACCAGCCAGAUACUCCGUACAGCGUGGAUGAAGUCUACAAGGCAGCGGAGUUUAUUCUCCAUGGCACGUCGGCAAUCGGGACUUCAGAGAGGCGUCCGGAGUCAUCCAGCAGCACUCUCAGCGCACCGGCCGUAAAAACCGAGGACCUAGCUUCACUGGUAGAGGUCAUUACAAAGUCCAUCAGCCAGGCUCUGGUUGCUGCGGUUCAGCAGAACGCUGGUUUGGCUCCAGCAACGUCUACCCGACCUGCCGCGACCAAUUAUAAUUGUCUUUAUUGCGGAGAAGGAGACCAUUCGAUCCGAAGGUGUCCCAAGGUUGAGGAGGACAUUAGAGCCGGUCGGUGUAAACGAAAUGCCGAAGGACAAGUCGUCCUACCUAGCGGGGCGAUGGUCUCGAGAGCGCUACCAGGAGCCACGAUGAGGGACCGAAUUUUAGAAUGGCACCGUCAAAAUCCAGGGCAAACCAGCGUACACCUACUGGACACGAUGCUAUGGGAAGAGGUCCGAGCUCCGGUGGCUUCACACACCACGGAUAUGUUUCAUCUAGACCAGCAGGAGCGUAUUGAUGCUUUAGAGCGGGAGCUAUUCGCGCUACGCGGAAAGGGGAAGCAAGUCUUUGACGGAGUCUACAUUCCUCCAGCAAAUAGGCCUACCAACCCGUCCAAAGAAUCUAGCGCUGGUCCGCCCGGAUCUACCCACUCCAAGGCUAAGAGUCAGUCGGUCCGUGAGCAGCCAGUGACCGAGGCAGCGCGGCCAUCAGCCAAUCGCGAGACUCCACCACAUCUGCCGGAAGGACCAAUCCAUCCAUUCGCUGGUGCAAGAGACGUCAACCGGCCUAGGCAGGCAGUCCAGCGGAACGCUGAACAGGAUCCAGCACAGGCGGCCGAAGCGUCCAAAGCCAAGGAGCCAGCGUACCGUACUCAGGCCCCCGUCUACAAUCCCCGUAUCUCUGACCUGGUUUUCGAACGCGCUCUGAAGACUCCAAACAUCUCGUUGACAUCGGAAGAAUUGUUAUCCAUAGCUCCGGAGGUCCGGGGCCAA
Molecule: messenger RNA, 1557 nt
Organism: Gloeophyllum trabeum ATCC 11539
Lineage: Eukaryota; Fungi; Basidiomycota; Agaricomycetes; Gloeophyllales; Gloeophyllaceae
Exons: 1
Molecular function (GO): nucleic acid binding; zinc ion binding
Source: RefSeq, a predicted model, not a curated record